CGAUGGGUAGCCAUGCUUCGUCCUUUUUGGAAAGAAUCGUCCACGUUUUGGUGUAGCUGUGUCAAGUCGCCUGGCUCACCGCUGUUCAUUGCUACUUUCGCAAUCGAUUACGUCGGCCAGUUAAUAAAACCAUGUCUCACUAUAAGGAAACCGGUAAAGGAGCUCCUGCAGAGGAACUACCAAUCCAUCGUAUUAGAAUUACUCUGACAAGCCGCAAUGUAAAAAGCUUGGAAAAAGUAUGUGCUGAUCUGAUCCGUGGUGCCAAGGACAAGCAGCUUCGUGUCAAGGGACCUGUCCGUAUGCCAACCAAGAUUCUGCGCAUCACCACACGCAAGACCCCUUGUGGUGAAGGCUCGAAGACAUGGGAUAGAUUUCAGAUGCGGAUUCACAAGAGAGUUAUCGACUUGCACAGCCCAUCUGAGAUUGUCAAGCAGAUUACAUCAAUCAGUAUUGAACCCGGCGUAGAAGUUGAAGUCACCAUCGCUGAUGUUUGAAAUGUUAUUUCCAUUGUGAGAUAUUGAUUUUCAAAGACUCAACCAAUAAAAAUCGUAUAAAUUUA
Messenger RNA from Saccoglossus kowalevskii, 559 nucleotides. Its product is annotated as small ribosomal subunit protein uS10. Gene Ontology annotation, molecular function: structural constituent of ribosome. Gene Ontology annotation, biological process: translation. The record is from RefSeq and is a predicted model, not a curated record. Lineage: Eukaryota; Metazoa; Hemichordata; Enteropneusta; Harrimaniidae. Gene Ontology annotation, cellular component: small ribosomal subunit; ribosome.